AUGGCUCCAUUAUCUUUAGGGGAUAAACUAAACCUCUAUUCCAUGAUCGGAACAUGGGUCGGCACCCUCUUCACGCUGGUCGGUCUCAUAGCCGUAGUAGCCCAACUUCGCGCUCUCCUGAGAGGCUUCUCUAACUCUCGCGAUGAGGUCGUCAAAGCAGCCGCAGGUGACUGGGCUAUCUGCCUUCCUAAACUUGGUCGUAUGGACACUGGGGUUAUUGGGGGAAAAGCUCCCUCGUUACGGGCAUGGAUCCAUUAUCAGUACAACGAGGGGAAAGAUAUUGUCGUUUGCCCCUACCAGAGAAAAUCAAUGAGCGGACAAUCGUCAUGGAGUCAGCUUUUUUGUCGUCUUCAAAUCCUUCCGGAAGACCUUCUGAAUCCUGGACACCAGGAUAACCACCCAGUAGCCGCUCCGCAAGUCCCCACAACGGCAGAUAUCCAUGUCGAUGGCUCCAAGAUCUCCUACGGACUCCCAGCUGAGGACUUUGCUGCUCUCCUUAUCCUCGCUGGUUUCUCGCCUUCUCACUUCGACCCGAAAGAGACCACUAAGAAAACAUCACAUUUAGGCCACAUGUACGUAGCUCCCCAUAGCGAUCCGUUCACGCAAAUCGCACAGCUCGAUGGAGCGACUUGGAAUACCUUCAACACGUUUCCUGGCGCGAUGUGGCAGGGGAGAUAUUCAGACCGCUUGAAUGUACGGCAUUGUAUUGAUCUCGCUCUAGGAAUUCUGCGGUUUGAUUGUGCUGGGAAACCCAGCACUCUCCUCUACUGCCAUGCCGAUAGGGGGUUUGUAUCGAAUACUUCUUGGACGACAGUUCAAAUUCGACGUAAUCUGACUGAACUUACGGGAGGAUCGAUGGACGAAAAUCCGAUUUAUGAUGUUACGAGCGCAGCGUCCCCAGACUUUGUCCAACUGUUUGGUAGUCGUUGUCCAGGCAUGAAAGGGCUGCGUUUUGAAAUUAUAUUUCCACCAGAGGGAGAUGAAAUAUUCAGGAUCGCCUUUGGCUUGAAAGCGCUGAAGCCUUGGGGCCUACUGCCGGUCAUCCCAGAAUCAGUAGUCAGCACGUUUUAUCCACAUCUUCAAAAGGUAUUUGCAAAGGAAUCGCCUUCCUCAAUCCUCAUCUUGACCCAAAAAUUCCGGGAAUUACCGGCAACUACAUACUUCAACAUCCCUCACCGAACAAGAGCUACAAUGGACUCAUCUCUCGCCUCCCUAUCUGACGUUGAGACACACAGUUUCUCCGGCCUUAGCGCUCGCUGCUCGCUCUACUACGACGCCAUGAUCUUCGUGUUCGAGAGCCACAAUCUCAAGCUUGCCGACGUAGAAACCGCACUUGCUGCACGCUGCGCGACGAACCUCGCUGUCAAGACAGGGGGACUUUUUCAGAAGAUAUACAAUGAAUCCUAUCAGCAAGUAAAGCCUCAGCAGUGGAAGGUGCAGUUUAGUGCGUUUAUGAGAGAGUGUCUGAAUGGGGAGCCGGUGGAUGACGUGGAGCCUUGGGCCUGUGAGAUUUUGGCGGUGUAUCUGCAUGCUUGGCUACGUGCGGCCAAGGAUCUCAAGGGGGAUUUUAGGGGAAAUUUUAGGAGACGCGUGUUCCUAGGCUAG
Venustampulla echinocandica is the source of this 1605-nucleotide messenger RNA. RefSeq lists its product as uncharacterized. The coding region runs from base 1 to 1605 and encodes 534 amino acids. Lineage: Eukaryota; Fungi; Ascomycota; Leotiomycetes; Helotiales; Pleuroascaceae. The transcript has a single exon. The record is from RefSeq and is a predicted model, not a curated record.